AUGAUAAAUAAAUAUGAAAUAAGCAACAACUUUUCAUAUGACUCAAAAUCGACUACCCCGGAUACCGACUAUUUUAAUAACGAAACCUACGAAAAGUUCGGGUACUACUGGGAGAGUCAGAGAUAUAAUAAAGCAUACUUCAGUAGAGAAAUAAAUAAGAAGUUCAAAUACUAUGACCAGACUAAUUUUGUUAAGUUUUUGUUUUUUAACUGGGUUACCAACUGGGCGUAUUCGUUAUCAAAGUCGUAUAUCGAGCCAUAUAAACUACACCCGUUGCCCAUUAACGACCAGAUACUCUAUUGGCAGCCAAUUUUCUCUAAACAUGUUAGUGAUGGAAUUGUAAGACUAGAAUCAAACGGGUAUUUCGAUCCAGACGGUAGAAAAUACGUUAAAGUUAGAAAGUCUGUUCUACUGCGUGCACUCUUUCUAACAUUCUGGAAAAGGACGCUGAUUGUACUUUUGUCAGUUAUAACAACAAAUGUUUUUAGUAUGAACAUCGCAAUUCUGGUUAAAUAUCUGCUAAAAAUAAUGAAAAGCCGACUCGUACAUAUCAUACAAUACUGCGUUUCAAUCACUGUGUUUCAACACGGCCUCUGCUAUAGAAGAAGGUUCUUUAAUCAUGUCAACGGAGCUAACACAUUGAAUGUAUGCAACUGCGUCUUGCACACAUGUUCCCCUGAGUCGGUUUGCUCCGAUAACCCAUUCUUCUGCUCCGCGAGUCGUUUCCAAAACAAGGAAAUCACUCCGAGGAUGUUCGCAUUUGAAUUCAUCGAUUCUUACUACAUUUCGCUGUUCUGCGAGUCUAUAGUUUAUACUUUUAAUUUUUUGUCGAACUCCAUAUACGGAGUAAUUUUAAUAUCGUUCCAAAUGAGGGUGAAUAUGUGGGUGCUGUCAGUUGUUGGAGUGCUCUUCAUAUUUCUAAUGGUAGUGGUUGAACUCCUCAACACACUCGUCCUGAACGCUAUUUAUAAAAUCAAGGACUAUAGAAUUGCAAAGUCAAUUGAGAUAAUCUCUGCACUACCCAUCAUUAACAAAAUCCUCUACGAUGACAUCGCAAUUAACGUUAUAACAGAAUGUAGGAACAGAGAGCUCACUAUAAUUAUAACUAGGGUGUUCUUGACUUUUUUAAAUAAAUCAUUAUAUGUGAUAUGUAACAGUUUGUCGUUUUAUAUCCUGAUAAGGUAUUUUGUGAAAACUAUAAACGACGUUGAGCUUGUCACGGAAAUUGACACAGAGGGCUUCUUAUCGACGUUUUACAUAUUUUUUAAAAUUAUAGAUUCGUUAAACAUAAUACCUCACACAAUUAAAAGGUUCGUCACCGCGUAUACUUCGUACUAUAGAGUGAGCAAAUUCAUCAACAACUGCUCACCCAACUUUUAUAUCAUUGACAAUAAAUUCACCGGUUCAAUUGAUACGUCGGAUGAUCUGGUUCUUUCUACUGAUGAACUGGACAAAGACGUUGUUGUACUAUAUAAAGAUGCCUCCUUCACUUGGGUUAACAAUAGGAAGGAUCUUGACAGCUUAAAAUAUCAACCUUAUCUAGAGAAAAUUAACUUCCAGCUUAAAAGGGGAGAAAUAGCCAUUAUUAGUGGUAAUCAAGGGUGUGGUAAGUCUAACUUCAUCAAGUCGGUUCUUGGUGAGAUGACACUAAUUGAGGGUUCAAUGGCAGUAGUUCCACUUCACACAUCAAUGCCAAUAUUCUACGCUUCACAGGAAAUAUGGCUGCAGCAAGGAACUAUUAGGUCAAACAUAAUAUUUGGACACAAAUUUGAUGAAGUUUUGUAUAACACUGUUCUAAAAGCGGUUGAGCUGGAGUCUGACAUUUCAUCGUGGGAGAAGGGGGACUUGAGAGUAGUCUCCAACUACGCAUACUGUCUAAGUGGUGGCCAGAGGGUGAGGAUGGAGAUGGCUAGAGCCAUCUACGCAUAUCUUGUAUUCAGUAAGGUUAACAGAGAAUAUAACAGAAACCAGUGCACAUUCUUGAUGUGCCUAGACGCGCCCUUCCAUGGAUUGGACCCAUUUGUAUCAAGGUCAGUAUUCCACAACUUGUUUAAUCUGAAGACAGGACUAUUGAUUAAAGACGAUUUGUCGAUUAUCAUGUCAUCGUCGCUGUUGGUUCUUGAUAAGUGUAUCAGAACUUCAGAACUAAACAUGUUCCCAAAAAUCCCUAUAUACGAUGUAAACAAGAACUCGUUUUCAUUCAACUGCUACUUGUCAGACGUUUACUCCAAAAAAUUACCCGCGGAGAAAUUUAAGUACUUUUCAUCAAUCAACAAUACGAACCACAUGAACUUCCUGACGAAGGAUAUGUUCGGCUUUUGUUAUUCCGGUUCUACCACGAGGAUAGGUCGGCCGGCAGUAACAAAAUUGCUGUAUGAGCAUUCAUUUAACGCAAUAGUUAAAAACGAUUACGCAGGAGACAAGUUUAACCCCUACGCACUGUACUUUAAAGCGGCGGGAGUUACAUUUGGAUUUUUUAUUAUUCUGACACUCGUGUCAAGUGUGAUGGAUAACGUGAAGUUCAUCCUGGCAACAAACCUGUCAGACUAUAUAGCCAAAUGCACAAAAGAGUACCAGGAAGGAAAUUCGCCGAAUCUGAUGGAAAUCAAGUCUAAAAGUAACUCACUGUUACAGUUCUUCCUCUUUUUCAUUUGCUCCAUAAUUAUCCUGUCCCUCACCUCGUCAGUGUUCCUGUCACUUUCCUGUAUAUACUCAUCUCGUAAAAUUCACGAGUACUGUAUCAGAUCCAUAUUCAAAAACAGCUCCACAGUUAUCAAGAUUAAAAAGUUCACAUCCCAGGUUGUCACGUACCUGUCUUCGGAUAUAUUCCAGAUCGACGAAGGACUGGGAUAUGUCAUAUCCUCAACCUUCAUCUCCCUCAUUGAGUUGUUCAUUCACCUUGUAACACUUUUCUAUUUGGUCCCAAUAUCAACUCCAAUCAUCACCAUAGCGUUGUUUUUGAUUUACAAACUCUUCAUUAACCAGUACGUGAAGUCGUCGAAGUACCUUCAGAUGGGAUCCUUAGAGUCCAUGGGACAUAUUAAUACGGUGUGUGAAAAUGCGAUUUCGGGCUCUCCGAUUUUCAGAAGCUUUAAAAGAGAGUGGGAGUUCAUGCACAACUUAAUUGAGCAUACAGAUUACUACAUGAGGUGCAGAUUCUUAAACAAGUCCCUGAUCUCAUGGACUUCAAUACUGUCAAAUUGGUCAUUCUCAGUAACGACAUUCGUCACGCUCUUCAUUCCAAUAAUGGUCGAUAACUUUUCCAAAUAUAAGGUGAAAAUAGGUUAUUUUGGGCUAGCGCUGUCGCUUAGCAUGAACGUCAUCAAGACGUUCAACACUUUUGCGACAGGCAUGGCGAGGCUGGAGAUUUACAUGUGUUCAGUCAGAAGAUUUCAGCUGUUUAUUCCUCCAGGCACCAAGUGCGUGUUUGAAAAGAAGAUAAAUAUUCACGAAGAGGACCUUGUCGUAAAUUCGGCAUGCACGGACGUCCUGGCCGAGAAGAAGAGGGUGUUGAAGAGGAGAGUAAAUGAGUUUAAGUCUACUAAUAAGAAUGUACUAUUAAAGCUUGGUUUUAGACCAAAGAUUAAUAUUAUAGAUAUUGUCAAGUAUCUACCUCCAGAACACUCCGGAGUGGUUCUGAAGGAUGUUUGUGUGUACACAACGCCUCAAAUGAACAUUGAGGGUCGAAUCCUCAAUAUCGCCGACGCCUCAGCCAAGCCCGGAGACAUCAUCGGUUUAAUUGGCAGAACUGGUGCUGGCAAGACAACACUGUUGUCAGUUCUCCAAAACACUGUUCGGAAUAGAACCGGCCAAGUCCUGAUGGAUGGUAGAGAUAUGAGAGAUAUUCCGAGGAGUGCCCUGAGACAAAUAGUUGGUGUUCUUCCUCAAUUGCCCUUUGUUUUCAAGGGCUGGACCAUUCGAAGAUUCUUGGACCCUAGGAAACUAUUUAGCGAUGAUGAGAUUAACGAGGCCCUGGAGAACUGCGGCCUUCUUGAAUUUGUGAAUAAUCUCCAGGGAGGAAAGAGCCUCGAUUCGGUAAUCAUCAUGGAAGAUAUCACGAUAGAAUCUAAAGAAGAAGAGCCUUCCGCUCGAAAAACUAACACUUCCCUUUCAUUCAAGUCCGAAACCAGGCUAACAAUGGACUCCCUCAAAUACUACUACGACGAAUCUGACAUGUUGUUAUCCAGUAGUCAAUUAAGAACUCUGGCAUUUGCCAACCUCGUUCUUUAUAGAGCAUUUUACAGGAUGAUCCUGGUCGACGAGCCCCCAUCGGACAACUGUGCACUUCAGGACAGUUUCAACCAUGAUCUGGGCCUCCCGAUUUACGAACUAAUUAAAAAAUAUUUUAAUCACUGUUGUACAUUUAUAGCAGCUCACGAGGCAACCGUUUUAAGGAUGUGUACUUCUGUGUGGGUAAUACACAGUGGGUCGAUCAUAAGGACUGUCAAGGUUGAAGAAAUUUCAGCCAAUGAAUCAAUUUCAAACAUAAUUGAACAGAGUGUAAAUAACAAAUUAAUGUAG
Messenger RNA from Theileria parva strain Muguga, 4521 nucleotides. It is a transcript of the gene ABCC13, whose product is annotated as ABC transporter family protein. The record is from RefSeq and is a predicted model, not a curated record. Gene Ontology annotation, molecular function: ATP hydrolysis activity; ATP binding; ABC-type transporter activity. The transcript is spliced from 2 exons. The coding region runs from base 1 to 4521 and encodes 1506 amino acids. Lineage: Eukaryota; Apicomplexa; Aconoidasida; Piroplasmida; Theileriidae. Gene Ontology annotation, biological process: transmembrane transport. Gene Ontology annotation, cellular component: membrane.